Rhinichthys klamathensis goyatoka is the source of this 2059-nucleotide messenger RNA. It is a transcript of the gene vegfc, whose product is annotated as vascular endothelial growth factor c. NCBI's taxonomy places the organism in Eukaryota, Metazoa, Chordata, Actinopteri, Cypriniformes, Leuciscidae. The transcript has 7 exons. The record is from RefSeq and is a predicted model, not a curated record. Gene Ontology annotation, molecular function: growth factor activity; chemoattractant activity; vascular endothelial growth factor receptor 3 binding. Bases 403 to 1593 code for a protein of 396 amino acids. Gene Ontology annotation, biological process: positive regulation of endothelial cell proliferation; vascular endothelial growth factor receptor signaling pathway; positive regulation of protein phosphorylation. Gene Ontology annotation, cellular component: membrane.
ACACCUGAUAAAAGCGCGCGUGCCAUGACUGAUAUUCCUCUCUUGAUGUCUCGGAAUGUGUCUAACAGCGACCGAAGAGGCAGGCUGGGGGAAAACGAAGAGGGGGAGGAGAAGGAGUCAAAGGAACAGCGUGAAAUUGCAUAAAACAUGCCAUAGAGCGCUGAGCGCACUUCCACACUGAUCUCUCUCCGCACGGAGUGGAUGUUCACAGGCGCUUGUGAAGGGACGAGCUCAAAGUGCAUUCCAUGGACCAGUGUCGAAGUGUCUUCUUAAAAUGUUGGAUGUAUACAUGGGUAUUAUUUUAGUUUAAGGACAGAAUUUUCUAGAAACCUUCUGCUGGAAGCUGCAAAAGAGGAACUUUCAACAGACUCUGCUCAGACUUCAGAGAAUUUUUUAUCUAAAAUGCACUUAUUUGGAAUUUCUGUCUUCUGUCUCGCAUUGUUUUAUGCAAACCUUGCUUUGGAGUCAAGUCACGACUACUAUGAUUAUGACCAAGAUCAAGGAGAUGCCAUGGAGCAUUCAGAGCCAGACCUGGUGGAGCAGUUACGUUCAGCGGGUAGCGUGGAUGAACUUAUGAGGAUAGUUUACCCCAGCUACUGGAGCAUGCUGAAGUGUCGUUCCAAGGCUGGAUCGCGCUUACCUCACAGAGAAUACAGCUCCACAGAAACAAGGUCGGAGGAGGCCUCCUUUGCGGCUGCUUUCAUCAAUCUUGAAAUUAUUAAAAGUAUUGAGACAGAGUGGAGAAAGACCCUGUGCAUGCCACGCCAAGUUUGUUUAGAUGUGGGGAAAGAGUUUGGGGCAGCUACAAACACCUUCUAUAAACCACCCUGCGUGUCUGUCUACAGAUGUGGGGGCUGCUGUAACAGUGAGGAGCAUCAGUGCGUGAACAUCAGCACUUCAUACAUCAGCAAGACGUUGUUUGAAAUCACAGUUCCCAUCAAGCAAGGGACCAAGCCAGUCACCAUAAGCUUCGCCAACCACACCUCCUGCAGUUGUUUGUCAAAACUGGAUGUGUACCGACAGCGGCACUCAAUCAUACGAAGGGCCCUAGCAGAAUGUCAUGUGGCAAAUAAAACAUGCCCAAAAAAUCACAGCUGGAGUAAUCGCUUAUGCAGAUGUGAGCCGGUGCCCGACACCCUUCUUUCAAAACCGCAUUCUGACAUUGAGCAGGACUUUUGUGGCCCGGACAAAGAGCUGGAUGAGGAGACCUGUCUGUGUGUAUGCCGAAAAGAGCUGAGAACGGCAGACUGUGGACCACUGCACUACCUGGACAAGAACACCUGUCAGUGUGCGUGUAAAGCGCAGCCCGCCUCCUGCGGGUCUCAUCAGAGCUUCAACAAGGACACCUGCCAGUGUACCUGCGCCAAGGUGUGUCCUAGGAGUCAUCCUCUCAACCGCACCAAAUGUGUGUGUGAAUGCACAGAGUCUCCUAACAAGUGCUUCUUAAAAGGGAGUCGGUUCCACCCAGCCACAUGCAGUUGUGUCUGGCCGCCAUGUAACCUGGACCCCAGGAAAAGGAGAUGUAAAGAUAAUGAGUAUUUCAGUGAGAAACUGUGUUACUGUAUACCCACAUACUUGGGGAGACUGAACUAAAUACAACCAACAGUGCAGGUAGCGCUGAAUGCUUACGGACACGCUGGCAUUUGGAGCAGUGCUAAUGUUCGGCUGCUGCUUAUCUGACUCACAUGUGCUAGUCAUGUGGACUAGUGUGGAGUAAGUGGGAGACAAGAAAUGUCCACAUUUAACCCCACAUAUCAAGCAUGGGGUGAGCUAUUAAGGACUGAGAGAAAUUUUCUAAGGCUGGAGCCAUGUUUUUUCAUUGUUUUAAUUGAAUUGUUUUUUUGUUUUUGUUUUGUCAGAUAAUGAUUAUAUAAUUUAUUGCCAUGAAAUGUUUUGAAUCUCCCUUGUUCAUAGCAUUCAUUUCGAAUCUCUGCAAAGACAAAAAACCACUGUGAUCAAUAUUUUUGUAUCAUGUUAAGUCCCGUAAAAUAAAGUAUAAAGUUGUAUUAUAUAUUGUUAAGUUAUUUAUAAGCUAGACUAUCUUAUUGAAAUAAUACUG